Messenger RNA from Gongylonema pulchrum, 594 nucleotides. The record is from the annotation of a GenBank genome assembly. Lineage: Eukaryota; Metazoa; Nematoda; Chromadorea; Rhabditida; Gongylonematidae.
GCAUUUCUGAUACCGUACUGCAUAAUGAUGUUCAUCGAGGGUACACCGCUGUUUUUGAUUGAACUUGGUAUAGGCCAAAAAAUGAGACUGGGUCCUGUUGGCGUGUGGAAUGAAAUUCAUCCAUAUCUUGGAGGCGUUGGAGUGUCGGCAGCAGUUGUUUCGUUUCUCGUUGCGCUGUAUUACAAUGUGAUCAUAACGUGGUGCAUAUAUUAUCUCUACAAGUCGUUUAGCUUCAAUCUUCCAUGGGGAACUUGUCCUGAAGUGAAUGGCACCAUGGUGGAGGAAUGUCGGAUAUCAAGCUCAACGACAAGUUACUUUUGGAAUCGUGAAGCGAUUGAUACGAGCGAGUCUAUAGGAGAUUUUGGUGGUUUUGUCCCUCAUAUAACGAUUUCGUUGGUACUUGCUUGGGUGCUAAUCUACCUCUGCGUUAUGCGUGGCAUCAAAAGUAGUGGCAAGGUUAUGUAUCUCACUGCAACAUUUCCGUAUGUUGUGACCACCUGCUUCUUGGUUAGAUCACUGAUGCUGGAAGGCGCAGCAGAAGGUCUGAAAUACAUGAUGACUCCAGAUGUACGUCUUCAGUUCAUCAUAAAUUAA